AUAAGAGGACCGGCAAGUCAGCCAGGAAGAAAGCGAAACAUAAGCGGUGGGUUUCAGUGUGUGUGUGUGUGUGUCGUAAUGUUAGUUAACAUUGAUAAGGCUAUCACGAUAAACGCAAAUAUUAGGGUGGUGGUGGAAAUAAUCUUGCGGGUUUAGGGUGUUGCGCCAUCAGUGGUCGGUACAAAGGGAACCUCAACUCGAAGGCUCUUCAAACUCACCCAUUUCCACCAGACGAGGGUUCAAGAUGGCCACGCCCCUGAUGCGUCUCCUGUUGGCAGCCUGCCCGUUGCUGUUGGUUACUGCUGACCCUAUCCGCAAGGUCUCCACCAAUGGGACCCUUCCUCUGGUCAUGUGGCACGGAAUGGGCGACAGCUGUUGCAACCCUCUCAGUAUGGGGGCGAUCAAGAAGAUGAUCGAGGACGAUGUUCCUGGGAUCUACGUGCUGUCGCUGAGGAUCGGCAAUAACAUCGUCGAGGACACAUCAAACAGCUUCUUCAUGGAUGUGAACCAGCAGGUGACCCAGGUGUGCGCCCAGCUGGCCCAGGACCCCCAGCUAAAGGGGGGCUACAACGCCAUGGGCUUCUCCCAGGGGGGCCAGUUCCUGCGGGCUGUAGCCCAGCGCUGUCCCUCUCCACCAAUGAAAAAUCUGAUCUCAGUCGGGGGCCAACACCAAGGUGUGUACGGUCUGCCCAGGUGUCCCGGGGAGAGCUCUGUCAUCUGUAACUGGAUCCGCAAGGCGCUCAACACUGAAGCGUACUCCGACUUGGUGCAGAAACACCUGGUCCAGGCGCAGUACUGGCACGACCCCCUGAAGGACGACCUGUACAAGAAACACAGCGUGUUCCUGGCUGACAUCAACCAGGAGAGGGUAGUGAAUGAAACUUACAAGAAGAAUCUCCAGCUGCUGGAGAAGUUCGUCAUGGUCAAGUUCCUGAAUGACACCGUGGUGGACCCACGCGUUACGGAGUGGUUCGGCUUCCUGAAGACCGGCCAAUCGAAAGAGACGGAGACCCUGCAGGAGAGCCUGCUCUAUACCGAGGACCGCCUGGGACUGGCUGCCAUGGAGAAGGCAGGCAAGCUGGUCUUCCUGGCCAGCGAUGGGAACCACCUGCAGUUCACCGAGAAGUGGUUCAACGACAACUUACUGCCUUACAUACGAUAGUAAUACCGCAGUACACACGUGGGUAGGCCUGCCUGGUGUACGCACUGCUAUGACUGCUUGACAACGCUAGUAUAACUUCUACUGUACGCUUGUCAUUUGGCUUGGUACGCCAGUAAUUCAGCCUGGUUACUAGCGUAGUACUACUGCUAACAUUCGCUAAUAAUUCAGCCUUGUAUAUACACUAGUAUAAUAAGGUUUAAUACGCUGACGUCUACACCAUUAUCCGUCAGGUGUAUUGAUUAUUUUAACUUCUUUGGGUUGAGAGAACAUUUUAGUUUAAAGAGGACAAUGUAAUGAUUAAACAUGUAAACAGCCGGCCCAAUUCACCUCUACUGCACUGAAUACCGUUUUUGAUUUUAGUUAAUUUAAAUAGGAGAGGAUCGAAUACAUGCUGGAAAUGUUGGGUUUUGUUUUUAAGUUCUGUUUUUUUCUCCCUUUUAAUAAACUUUACGUUCUGAA
Molecule: messenger RNA, 1621 nt
Organism: Gadus morhua (Atlantic cod)
Lineage: Eukaryota; Metazoa; Chordata; Actinopteri; Gadiformes; Gadidae
Gene: ppt1
Product: palmitoyl-protein thioesterase 1 (ceroid-lipofuscinosis, neuronal 1, infantile)
Exons: 10
Coding region: 245-1162 (305 amino acids)
Biological process (GO): protein depalmitoylation; receptor-mediated endocytosis
Cellular component (GO): lysosome
Molecular function (GO): palmitoyl-(protein) hydrolase activity
Source: RefSeq, a predicted model, not a curated record